CUUCCUGUAUAUCCGACCAUUACAGGAUCUAGAAAUGUCGACGACACUUUUAUCUGCCUUCUACGACAUUGACUUCUUGUGCAAGACGGAGAAGUCCCUGACCAACCUCAGCAGCAUGCUGGACAAGAAAGCCGUGGGGACCCCGGUGACCCCUCCCAGCUCCAGCUUCGCGCCGGGCUUCCUGCGGCGGCACUCGACCAGCAACCUGACGGCGCUGGCCGGCGGCUCCAAGUUCCCCAGCCCUACCGGCUCCAGCUCUUCUUCCACAUCCUCGUCCUCGUCGUCAUCCUCCUCCUCCUCCUCGUUCGGCAAUCUGAAGGAGACGGGCUCCGGCGGAGGCGGCGGCAGCAGCAGCCCCACGGCCCUGCUCAACAAGGAGAACAAGUUCCGGGACCGCUCCUUCAGCGAGAACGGCGAGCGCAGCCAGCACCUCAUGCAGCAGCUUCAGCAGCAGCAGCAGGCGGCCGGCAAGGGGAGCGGCUCCGGCGGCGGCGGCGGGGCCCCCAUCAACUCGACGCGCUACAAGACGGAGCUGUGCCGCCCCUUCGAGGAGAGCGGCGCCUGCAAGUACGGCGAGAAGUGCCAGUUCGCUCACGGCUUCCACGAGCUGCGCAGCCUCACCCGCCACCCCAAGUACAAGACCGAGCUCUGCCGCACCUUCCACACCAUCGGCUUCUGCCCCUACGGCCCGCGCUGCCACUUCAUCCACAACGCCGACGAGCGCCGCCCGGCGCCCGGCGGGGGCACGGCCGCCCCCCCGCCCGCCGCCGCGGCCGGGCCGCACCACCACCCGCACCACGCGGCCCCGCACCCCGCCGGCAGCACCGGCGACCUCCGCGCCUUCGCCCCCCGCGAGCACCCGCUGGGCGGCGGCGGCUUCGGGCACCCGCGCGGCGGCGAGCGGCCCAAGCUGCACCACAGCCUGAGCUUCUCCGGCUUCUCCGCCCACCACCACCACCAUCACCCCCCGCACCCCCACGGCACCGCCCCGCCGCCGCCGCCGCCCGGGGGCCGCCUGGACGCCGCCCUGCUGGAGAGCCCCGGCGGUUCGCGCACGCCGCCGCCGCCCGCCUCCGCCUCCUACUGCGAGGAGCUGCUCUCGCCGCCCUGCGCCAACAACGCUUUCGCCUUCUCCGGGCAGGAGCUGGGCAGCCUCAUCGCCCCCCUCGCCCUGCACACCCAGAACUUCGCCGCUGCCGCCGCCGCGGCCGCGGCCGCCGCCGCCUAUUACCGCUGCCAGCAGCAGCCGCCGCCGCCCGGCGGGGCCUGCCCGCCGCCCCCCGCCUCGCCGCCCUUCAGCUUCCAGCCCCUCCGCCGCCUCUCCGAGUCGCCCGUGUUCGACGCGCCGCCCAGCCCGCCGGACUCGCUCUCCGACCGGGAGAGUUACCUGAGCGGCUCGCUCAGCUCCGGCUCCCUCAGCGGCUCCGAGUCGCCCAGCCUGGACUCGGGCCGCCGCCUGCCCAUCUUCAGCCGCCUCUCCAUCUCCGACGACUGAGGGAGCGCGGGGCGGCGGCCGGGGGGCCCCGCGGCGGCCCUGCAAGUAAGUUACCGAGCGAAGAAAGCGAAACCUCUCCUUCCUCUCUAUUUUUGGUUGGUUUUAUUUUAUAUAUCUAUCUAUCUAUACACCGAGAGCUGAACAAAACGAGAAACAAAGCAUUUUGCAAAAGGGCAAAUGACACGAACUGAACAAACCUAUUUUUAUAGAGAGACCUUGGAAGAAGGGGAUUUUUGUUUCGGGGUUUUUUUGUUGUUGUCGUUCUUUGGAGACAAGUUAUGAUACGCACCAGCAGCAGCCAUUCCAUCUGUGUUCGAAAAAAAAAAAAGAAACAAACAAA
Melozone crissalis (California towhee) is the source of this 1835-nucleotide messenger RNA. It is a transcript of the gene ZFP36L2, whose product is annotated as ZFP36 ring finger protein like 2. NCBI's taxonomy places the organism in Eukaryota, Metazoa, Chordata, Aves, Passeriformes, Passerellidae. The record is from RefSeq and is a predicted model, not a curated record. The transcript has 2 exons. The coding region runs from base 35 to 1495 and encodes 486 amino acids. Gene Ontology annotation, molecular function: metal ion binding; mRNA binding.